Molecule: messenger RNA, 321 nt
Organism: Diospyros lotus (date-plum)
Lineage: Eukaryota; Viridiplantae; Streptophyta; Magnoliopsida; Ericales; Ebenaceae
Product: (13S,14R)-1,13-dihydroxy-N-methylcanadine 13-O-acetyltransferase AT1-like
Exons: 1
Coding region: 1-321 (106 amino acids)
Source: RefSeq, a predicted model, not a curated record
AUGGAAAUCCAACUGGUUUCAGCCCAAUACGUCAAGCCUUCUUCUCCCACACCCCCUCACCUUAAAACCUUCCACAUUUCUCUCUUGGACCAGCUCCUCGCUUCUGCUUACGUUCUCACCGUCUUUCACUACCCCAUACCCGAUGCCACCUCCGUCAAACAAGUGUUGGCUCGUUUAAAGACUUCGCUCUCCGAGACCCUGUCUCGAUUUUACCCACUUGCUGGACGACUUAAAGAUCAUAUGUCGUUCGAAUGUAACGAUGAAGGGGUUCUAUUCAUAGAAACUCAUGUUAAUCGUGACAUGUCUGAGUUUCUUAAAUAG